This is a messenger RNA of Onychomys torridus (southern grasshopper mouse), 5737 nucleotides long. RefSeq names its product syntrophin gamma 1 (gene Sntg1). Bases 2655 to 4244 code for a protein of 529 amino acids. Gene Ontology annotation, molecular function: structural molecule activity; protein binding. Gene Ontology annotation, cellular component: dystrophin-associated glycoprotein complex; intracellular anatomical structure. The transcript has 25 exons. Lineage: Eukaryota; Metazoa; Chordata; Mammalia; Rodentia; Cricetidae. The record is from RefSeq and is a predicted model, not a curated record.
AGCCAUGAAGAGCAGCAAACAGGGAAUGGUCACAAGCCAGGGAAAGCAGGCCAGCGUUUGAGUGCUCUGGCUGUUUCCUCUCCCGCAGCUGCCUAGCCCUUUCCUGUGCAGCCACCUCCCACCCUCAUCUUGCAGCCUGCCGGGACGACCUGCGGUUACCGAGCCUCCAGAAGAGAAGAUGCGGGACCACAGCAGGGAGCGCGCGGGGAAUAAUUCCCUAGUGCAGUCCGAGCGGGGGAGAAGCGAGAACCGGUGCGGGCCGGGAAGGGGCAUCUAGCUGCACUAUUGCUUUCUCAUUGCUGGUGCGCUCGGCAGUCAUGGCGCCUAAGAUGGAACAAAAUGUGGGUACAGAAGUCUAAGCUGCACAAGUUCUUUGGCUGGAGCUGGGAGCUGCCCAGGCUCCAAUCAGAGGGCCAUGGUCUCUCCGAGCACCACAGGGUGGCGGUUUUAAGCAGCAGGCCCCAUUUUGCAUGCUGUGCAUUUCAAUUACUCUGUCUUGCUCUAUUCGUGGCGGCACCACUUGUGGGUAGAGAAGCCCUCAGCGGCCUCCUAUAGGGCCACCAACGCAACCCGUGUCCAGCUCCACAGGAAGCUUCUCUGGUGGAGUGGGGUCUGAGUGCUGAGUCUCGGCUUUGUGCCUAGGUCUUCCCGGAGUCUUUUCCGGACGGCAUAGGAGCCCCGUUUACCUAAUCUACUACCCUCAUUCAGUCCUUUGUUCUGCGAGACGCCCCCGGCCCUGAGGGAGCCCAGGAAAUGGGCGGUGGGAGGGUCCGUGCUAGAACGCAAUCUCCUGGGCCUAGCCGCCAGCGCAUAUUUCUGAGGCCUUGGCUAGCUCUCCACCGUGCUACAGCUUCUCAGAAACAAAUGUAUCCCAAGCCUCUGCCAGUCCCUUCCCUCUGUUUCCGCAUUUUCUGUCUCUGUGUGAGAACUGGGUAUCCUUACUUUCUCAUCUCGGAAUUAAACUUAGGUCUGCAAAAUAUGAAUGUGUCUCCGCCCUGGCUGGGAAGCAAGAUUUGCUGGGCUCUUCUCGUUUUAUGUAAUUAAAGACCCACGAGGUUUCCAAAGCACCUCUACGGUUUCCAUAGUGCUCAGACCCCUCCUCCUCUCUUUUUUUUUCUCCUCCUCCCCGCUCUCCCCCCCCCCCCCCCGUGCGCGCCUGUGCGCGCCCUUGUUUGUAGUUAUUUUUCAUUUCUACACGGCUAACUCAGAAGAGGCUAGGGUCUUAUUUCCCACGGAUUCCUAUAUCUCCGGAAACACUGACAGCGUAUACAAUGAAGGAUAUUAUACUGGAGAGACCAUUAAUCCCCAAGAAAUGAGAAAUGGAGGAAAAACGGCAAAGCUGGGAGUCCUUGAAGAGGCCUUAGCAGGGAAAUAGGAUCUGCGGCCCGCUGCGGGGUCCUAGUCCCCUCGCUUCAGCACCGGAGGGGAUGGACAGCGUCUCCCAACAGGGAGGCAGCCUUGGGGGCCUAGCUGUGCUGCUGUUGGCUGCUUCUACUGCUGUUCUUGAGGCCACUAUCAUGGACAAGAGCUGUUGGCAGCUAAAAGGCGAUGCCGCCGGUUCCCUUCCUUGAUGGAUGAAACUCAGCCAUCUUCAUUCUUCUGUCAUUCAUAGAAAUCCGGCCUCACGGACUUAAACUCUGGGCAGCAACUUCAGAAAUAAUUUUAUGUACGGCACUGGAAGGAAUGCAGGCAAAAGAGUGGAGUUGAAUUUUUCAGAAACACCAAGGAACCAUGAGCACUGCAGUAGGAAUUGAAAUUCUCAAAGACCCACAGUUCUUUAAUUAACAACUUCCCUGACUGGAUUGCAGCUGUUGUGGAGAUAGUUUUUUUAGCGGUUGGAGAUCCUAAACCCCAACAUUGGAGAAGCUGAAAAGACUUCAUUCCCUCUACUCAGCAGGGCCACCAAGUGUAGCCAGAACUGUAGACUUAUCAACAGAAACCUCAAGCCUCCUCUGUCAACCUUGACUCUCUAGAAGGAAGGAAAAAGACCAAAUCAUCUUUAUAUCAGUUUGCAAUGCUUGAUGGAAAGUUGGUUGUAUGUUUAUGAUGAGCAGAUAGACCAAAAGGAGGCUACUGAAUACUUCCCAGAGCCAAACUUCCACCAAAAGUACUGGAAGCCCAGACCAGAGCAGUCACAGUCUUGAGCAGGAGAUUCCUUGCAAGAUUGUAGAAACAGAUCUCUCUGGACUGAACUGCUAAUUCUUCAGAAAGUUAUACUUGAGUACUGUAAAGAUUCUCAGCUGUCUGUCUGAAUUAUCACUAAUUGCUCAUCUAUGAAGACUCCUUGGUCCACUACAGCUGGGCCAAUGUCCCUGAAACUUCUGGUCAUGAAGCUGGCCUCAACCAGGGCAUGUCCUAGUCAGCAAUACAGCUUUAGGUAAUCGGAUAAACUGGGUCACAAAAGAGAAGAACAAAAACAACAACAAUGAAAAAUCCCCUGAUUUUCCACAAUGGAAUUGCUAUGAAAGGAUCAAAAAAUUAUAGGAUGUUUCUGAAGAUACACUGAGUGUGAUUACAAUCUGAUAAGCCAAAACAAGGAGCCACCAGGGAUGCACCGGAGGUUUCUGGUAACAUUCCUAGAGAAUUUUAGGUUGAACAUUGGAACAGGAGAAAGGCAUUAAGCAAAUACCACAUACUUUACAGUACCACAGCACAUGGAUUUCAGAACUACGUGUGAGGAGACGAAGACAGGGGUUUGCUUGCUUCAAGAUGGUAAUCAGGAACCCUUUAAAGUCCGGCUGCAUCUUGCCAGAGACCUGCUGAUGCUACAGGAGCAAGAUGUGCUUUGUGUGUCUGGUGAGCCUUUCUAUUCUGGGGAAAGAACGGUGACGAUCAGAAGGCAGACAGUAGGAGGAUUUGGAUUAAGCAUAAAGGGAGGUGCAGAACAUAGCAUUCCAGUUGUCAUUUCUAAAAUCUCCAAGGAACAAAGAGCAGAGCUGUCAGGACUGCUUUUCAUCGGAGAUGCAAUUCUACAGAUAAAUGGAAUUAAUGUGAGGAAAUGCAGACAUGAAGAAGUGGUUCAGGUUCUUCGGAAUGCUGGGGAGGAAGUUACCCUGACAGUGUCAUUUUUAAAAAGAGCACCUGCUUUCCUCAAACUCCCACUGAAUGAAGAUUGUGCAUGUGCUCCAAGUGACCAAAGCAGUGGUACCUCUUCUCCUCUUUGUGACAGUGGCUUGCACCUCAACUACCAUCCAAACAACACAGACACGCUUUCUUGCUCAUCAUGGCCCACAUCUCCAGGACUACGGUGGGAGAAGAGGUGGUGUGACCUCAGGCUCAUUCCCCUACUGCAUGCUCGCUUUUCCCAGUACCUGCCUGGAACUGACCUGAGUCGUCCAAAUGCUUUCCAAGUUGUUGCUGUGGAUGGAGUCUGCAGUGGAAUUAUUCAAUGCCUUUCUGCUGAAGACUGCAUAGAUUGGCUCCAAGCAAUAGCAGCUAACAUUUCAAACCUCACAAAGCACAAUAUCAAAAAAAUCAACAGAAAUUUCCCUGUAAACCAGCAGAUAGUCUACAUGGGCUGGUGUGAAGUACGGGAGCAGGAAAUCCUCCAGGACCGUGUGUAUACACCUGUCUUUCUUGCCUUGAGGGGCUCAUGUCUUUACAGGUUCCCAUCACCUCCAGUGACCACCUGGGAUUGGACACGAGCAGAGAAAACUUUCUCCAUAUGUGAGAUCAUGUGCAAGGUUCUCAAGGAACCGCUAAAGAGGCCUUCACCCCAAGACAGUGACUUGCUGGAUCAGCGGAAACAUUGCUUUACUCUGCAGUCUGAAUGUGGAGAGGAUCUAUACUUCUCUGUGGAGUUAGAAAGUGACCUUGCCCAAUGGGAACGAGCCUUCCAAACAGCCACCUUCUUAGAAGUGGAGCGGAUACAGUGCAAGACCUAUGCAUGUGUGCUAGAGAGUCACCUAAUGGGCCUCACUAUUGACUUCAGCACAGGCUUUAUCUGCUAUGAUGCAGCAACAAAGGCUGUACUAUGGAGGUAUAAAUUUUCUCAACUUAAAGGCUCCUCAGAUGAUGGCAAAAGCAAAAUCAAAUUUUUGUUUCAGAAUCCAGAUACUAAACAAAUUGAAGCAAAGGAGUUGGAAUUUUCAAAUUUAUUUGCUGUUCUUCACUGUAUUCAUUCAUUUUUUGCUGCCAAAGUAGCUUGUUUGGACCCUCUAUUUUUAGGCAAUCAGGCUGCUACUGCUGCUGCUGCUGCUGCUGCCAGCUCUGCUUCUACGAGCAAAGCAAAGCAUGUGGCUUGACAUGCUGAGUUCUACCUUAGAGUCCUCAGGGUCACUCCUCACUUCCACCCUGGGGAGACCACACUUUCACCAAGUCAACAAUGAAGUAAGACUGCAACUCCAUCAGAAGGAAGGCCAGGAAGUAUCUGCAGCAUAUCUUACCCUGUCAGGCACCUGCAAAUAAUGCUGGAUAGGCAGAACAGCCUAUUCUUUCUCCUCUGAUCUUUAUCUUAUCAGGACAUAGAUGACCCUAUGUAUAGUGACAAAUGAUUGGUGUAAAGUAUGUAAAUAACAUAAAAGUUGUAAGCUACCUAUAAAUAAAAAUGCCAGUUAAAUGGUUAUUUCUCUAUUUUAGAUUAUUUUGUAUGACAAAUACAUAGUGGGCCAAAAACAUGAACUAAUGCCCUAUCAUUGUGUUAAGAGUAUAAAGAAGUUUACAAAAAGAUGAAAGCAAGGCAAGUAGCAUGCAAAAAAAAAAAUAGUAAUAAUGAAGUUAAGACAUCAAAAACAGAAGUACCUUAACUUUCCCAACCUAUGGUUCCACAUGAGCAUUCCAGUUGUGUUUACCUGAUUUUAAAUGUUAUGCAUAACAAAAAAGACAAUUAAAUUUGCCUGUAAUAACACACUAGGAAAUGAAACACUUUUUCUUGGGUGAAUGUUACUAAAAUGUUUUAUAUUAGCAAAUGGUACUAGUCAUGAAUGGUCAAAAUACUCAUGACUCUCCUGUUCUUCAUUUAAACAUAUUUAUUCUUAGUUUUGGCUUAAUGAGAUUUAUGAACAAAUUAGGCUUUCAUAAAUUUAAGUGACCCAAAGCUCUGGCAAAGAAAAUCAUAUCAACAAAUGCCGUGUAAGAAAUAAGACUUUGUAAUCCUUUUCCAUUUAAUCAAAAUUGAAAAGUUCCUGAAAAGUAGCCACAGACCUUUUGAGAGCUGGGGAUGUUUUCAUUUGAGUGUAUUUAUGAGUAAAUUAAGUGAGAUUUAAAAACAAAAUUCCAAAUACAUGUCAUAGAAUGUGAUGGAGAGUGAUCAAGUGGUUUCAAAUGAUUAGGCCACUGCAGCUAGCUUGUGUUAGCAUUAGAAAAGUGAAAGGACAGAAAUUUGCAGUGUGGAGGUAUAUAAUCUCAGCUGAGAGUCAGAUCUUGCUAGUUAUACAAAGCAGAAAGCAUUCUCUGGUCCUCAUCUAAAGCUCUCUAGAUGUCUGCUUUUAAACAACUGGCUACUUAUUGAAAGGUAAAUAUACAGUACAUUUUUAUUUGUUCACAUUACAAUUGAACAUUUUUCUAUCCCUUUUUAAAUGACCAAGUUUCUAUUCAGUAGUUCAAUAUUAUUUCAUUAAAUAGAAGAAAAUUCCACAUAAGACUUGAGAGGAAAACAAAAGUAUUUGUUUAGGGGAACAUAUGUCCAUGAAAGUAAAGUCAACAAAUAGUAAGUAAUUUUCAUAACCAUUAGAAAUAUUAAUUCAUUUUGCAUCAGGUCAAGUGAAAUCUCAUAAUGAGAUAAAAAAAAAAAAAAAAA